CCAUCACCAACAAGAACACAGCUACCCCGCCCACUCUCAUUUCCGGGUUCUUAGCUUUCGCAAAAUGGCCGCCGCGCGGAAUCGAUGAGCCUUCCGAGCUUUUUUGACAUCUCUCCCUCCCCCUCUUUUCCUACAUCCUCCAUUUUCCCUUCCUUCUCCUCCUCCUGCCUGGAGAGCCGAAAGAUCUGCCCCAACAAAACCAAUUGCCGGGGAAGCUUGGCAGCAGGAGAGCCAGGUUCUAUACCCUCAGGGUUGUGGAUAAGAAUAUAUGUCAUCUGGAAUUGAGCAUGUAAAAUUCUAAACUCUGGUGAACCUGAAGACCAUACUUCAGCAGCGACACUCAUAAAAGGUCCAUAACCUUAAAAACUUUACCAAAUAGGAGACAGAUGUAUUUUAUAAGGUCAAAUCCAGACAGCAGUUCACUGGAGGACCAAGCUGCAGAGAGGAACAGCAUUACAGUUUUUUACUAAAUUUAAAAUUUGAUCUUCCUUCAAAAUGUUCAGACAUCAGGAUCUGUCUGGAAUGCAUAAAAUGAUGCGUCCAGUUUCAACCAGUAAUGUGGCUUUCUGUGCGAGUGGCAAGUCCUCCUGCCUCAACCAAGACCCCAUUAGAGGCGCCAAUCAGUUUGGCUUAUAUACCACACAACAGAACAAGUACAGCCAUACUGUUACCCACAAAAAUAUCUCCUGCCAAACCCAUGAAACUAUAAAUGAAACACACUUGCAAACCUCAACCAGCAGGGACCUAGACACAAAAAGUGAUUUAAAGAAAAAGAAGAACCUAGGGAGAUCUGGCAAGCGGGGUAGGCCAUCUGGGACCACCAAGUCAGCAGGGUACAGAACCAGUACUGGCAGACCUCUGGGGACCACCAAAGCUGCUGGGUUUAAGACAAGUCCGGGUAGACCGUUGGGCACAACAAAAGCAGCAGGAUACAAAGUCAGCUCGGGGCGACCUCCAGGUAGCAUAAAAGCUUUAUCACGGCUUGCAAAUCUAGGUUACCCUAGUAACAAUUCAACAUUUCCUUACCCUACAGCACUUAGCAGAGGACUACAUUCUGCUUUGGAACCUAUCCUGAAACAUCCUAUUGAGUAGAAAUCACAAGUUUUGUGAAUAACCUUAUACAUAUAUGGAGCUACCAGACCUUUCAAAUGCCACAUUUGUCUAUAUAUUUUUAGUUCAAUUCAGUCCCAGCUGCAGACCUAAAAGGUUUGCAUACCGAGCAGGUUUUGAAUAUGCCACCAGGCCUUUGUGUAAUCCUGCAUUUAUGCGCUGGAUGAAUUGUAUUCUUGUAUUUAUUUUUCAUGUGUGCCUGUUUUACAUUUGCAUGUAGUCAUAAUGCAGGACCCUUAUGUUAGUUGCCCGGGUAAAACAUAUGUUAAAGGAAAUGUCAAAAAACAUUCCUUUACAAGGUUGAUGGGAAGUGAAUAUAAAAAAAAAGUUAGAAGAAAAAUGUUAACUUAAAGGAGAACUAAGCUCUGAAAAUUAAUAUGGUUAAAAACACCAUAUUUUAUAUUCUGAACUUAUUGCACCAG
Messenger RNA from Xenopus laevis (African clawed frog), 1532 nucleotides. It is a transcript of the gene c3h5orf24.S, whose product is annotated as chromosome 5 open reading frame 24 S homeolog. NCBI's taxonomy places the organism in Eukaryota, Metazoa, Chordata, Amphibia, Anura, Pipidae. The record is from RefSeq and is a predicted model, not a curated record. Bases 496 to 1092 code for a protein of 198 amino acids. The transcript is spliced from 4 exons.